AGCGCACUUCAUUCUCUUGGUGGCAGGAAAGUAGAUCCGGUCAACCAAGGAGCAUAAAAGCAGCCGCCGCUGUCAGUUGGGUGGCGCUUUGAUUCCCUGCAAAGUUCAUCUCAAAGUCGUAAUCCCGAAGGCACCAAUCAUGUCGAAGUCUAAGGAGUCCUCCGUCAUCCACACCCAGCAGCUGCACGCCGCCAUGGCCGACACCUUCAUCGAGCACAUGUGCCUGCUGGACAUCGACUCGGAACCCGCUGUGUCCCGCAACACUGGCAUCAUCUGCACAAUCGGGCCUGCCUCUCGGUCUGUGGCCAUGGCCAAGGAGAUGAUCAAGGCCGGGAUGAACAUUGCAAGAAUGAAUUUCUCGCAUGGCACACAUGAAUACCAUGCCGAGACCAUCAAGAAUGUCCGUGAAGCAACUGAAAGCUUUGGAGCAGGCUCACUCAGCUAUAGGCCAGUGGCCAUCGCUUUGGACACCAAGGGACCAGAAAUCAGGACAGGGCUCAUCAGGGGUAGUGGCACCGCUGAGGUCGAGCUGAAGAAAGGCGACACCAUCAAGCUGACUCUUGAUGACAGUUACAAGGAGAACUGUGAUGAGGAGAUACUGUGGCUCGACUACAAAAACAUCACCAAGGUCGUUCAGAGCGGAAGCCACAUCUACGUCGAUGACGGACUGAUUUCCCUCAAGGUCACAGAAAUCGGUCACGACUACCUGAUGUGCGAGAUUGAAAACGGUGGAAUGUUGGGCAGCAAGAAAGGCGUCAACCUGCCCGGCGCUGCCGUCGACCUCCCUGCCCUGUCCGAGAAAGACCUUGACGACCUGAAGUUCGGUGUGGAGCAGGGCGUCGACAUGGUCUUUGCCUCGUUCAUCCGCAAGGCCGCCGACGUUCAUGCCGUCAGGAAAGCUUUGGGCGAGAAAGGCAAGGACAUCAAAAUCAUCAGCAAGCUGGAGAAUCACGAGGGAGUGCGCAGAUUCGAUGAGAUCCUGGAGGCCAGCGACGGUAUCAUGGUCGCCCGCGGAGAUCUAGGUAUUGAAAUCCCAACGGAAAAGGUGUUCAUCGCCCAGAAGAUGAUGACCGGCAGGUGCAACAGGCUGGGCAAGCCCAUCGUCUGCGCCACACAGAUGCUGGAGAGCAUGACCAAGAAGCCUCGUCCGACCCGAGCCGAGGCCAGCGACGUCGCCAACGCCGUGCUGGACGGCAACGACUGCAUCAUGCUGAGCGGGGAAACGGCCAAGGGGGACUACCCCCUGGAGGCAGUCCGCACACAGCAUCAGAUCGCCCGUGAAGCCGAGGCCGCCAUGUUCCACAGGCAGAUGUUCGAAGAGCUGCGUCGCACCUCCCACCUGACCCGCGACCCCACGGAAACCGUCGCCAUCGGUACAGUGGAGGCGUCCUUCAAGUGCUGCGCCAGCGCCAUUAUCGUGCUCACCAAAACCGGCAGGUCUGCUCACAUGCUAUCCAGGUACAGGCCCCGUGCACCCAUCAUCGCCGUAACCCGUUGCGGUCAGGCGGCGCGCCAGGCUCACCUCUACCGCGGAAUUUACCCCGUGCUCUACACCAAACCCGCCAACGACGUCUGGGCCGAGGACGUCGACCUGCGAGUCAACUUUGCCCUAGAAGUUGGCAAGCACCAGAAGUUCUUCAAGAGUGGUGACGUAGCCCUCGUUGUGACCGGCUGGCGUCCAGGUUCCGGUUACACCAACACCAUGAGGGUGGUCCUCGUGCCUUGAGCUCCAUCUAAGGACAAUAUUGAUCUGCUCCCUCAUGCAAACAUCCUUUUCCUCAACGCAGGCCACUCAGCCGAAAAGAUGCCCAAUGAUUUUUUUUCGGUCAUGUACAAAAUUAAUUGUAUAAAUUGCGCUGCUGACAUUCUUCUGUCAUGUGCGAUUUCCAAAACAAAUCGAUCACCCUAAACACAGCAUACUGUACCUAUUGGUGAUUUACUGUAAUUGAUGGUCCUUCUAGUAACCAACUGUUGCAAUAAAUCUCACAGGAGUACGGUAAAUUGUCCUAUUUGUGAAAAAAAAAUCAUCCACGGCAUAGUGACCAAGAUUUAUGAUAACAACUAAUAAAAAGAACUCUUGAUUUGUG
This is a messenger RNA of Hippocampus zosterae (dwarf seahorse), 2087 nucleotides long. It is a transcript of the gene pkmb, whose product is annotated as pyruvate kinase M1/2b. Gene Ontology annotation, molecular function: magnesium ion binding; potassium ion binding; pyruvate kinase activity. Bases 140 to 1726 code for a protein of 528 amino acids. The record is from RefSeq and is a predicted model, not a curated record. The transcript has 11 exons. Lineage: Eukaryota; Metazoa; Chordata; Actinopteri; Syngnathiformes; Syngnathidae. Gene Ontology annotation, biological process: glycolytic process. Gene Ontology annotation, cellular component: cytoplasm.